Cetraspora pellucida is the source of this 1209-nucleotide messenger RNA. The record is from the annotation of a GenBank genome assembly. NCBI's taxonomy places the organism in Eukaryota, Fungi, Glomeromycota, Glomeromycetes, Diversisporales, Gigasporaceae.
AUGAUUCAUGCUUUGAACGAAGCAUUAUCGAAAUUAUGGAAUGUAACUGAAAUUGAAGUGCCGAAUUUAUUGAAUAUUGAGAAGAAUUUAUGCAAGGUAGAUGGACUUUUGAAGCCAUUUUUAGAACAAAAUGAAGAAAGUUUUGGAGGAACUUAUAUUAAUGUAAAAAGUAAUAAAAUAAUCAUCAUGAUAGUAGAUGAAACAAAGAAGGAUAUUAUAUUAAAUUCAUCUGAUAUACAACCGCAUAGAGAGUUAUUAAUAUUUGUACUCGCAAUAAAUUCUCUAUCAUCCUUAAAAAACUCGUCAAAGCAAAUAGUCGCAAAAUCGCGUACGCAUCAUCCAGUUGGCGUAUUUAUAUACAUUGACAUUGAAGAAAAUAACAUUGUCAUAUUUCUAGCUCAUAUAGCCGAUAGACGUAAUAAACCUUUUAUAGACGCUAUAAGAGAAGAUAAUCCUGUUAUACGUUAUUACGAUGUGAACGUGCAAGGGCAACCUUCUAGAACACAACCUCGUAAUUCGACUCACACCAAGCGUGGAAUAGAUCGACAAAUAAUAAAUGGAGAUUUUAUAUAUAAUUUAGGUAGCAGGGCUAAAUGUACAGCGGGUUUUCCGGUAGCAGAUAGAGAACUAAAGAAUUAUAUUGUAACGGCGGGACAUUGUAUUGAUUCUAAUAAUACAGCUUCGGAUCAUAAUACUUUUUAUAUGAUGCCGUUGAAUUCUUCUGAAAGUGAUGAAGUAUUGAGAUUUCGUAAAAAAGAUUUAAUUGGGCCAAUGGUACUUCAUGAUUUAGAAGAAACUGAUUUUGGCUUAAUCAGAUUAACAAAUCCAGAUAUCAAACCAACAAACGUGAUAAGAAAUACAAAUUCAGAUCCAUAUAGACAACUAUUUAUAAAAGAUCGUGAAAUUAUAUCGACCCAUGGUGCUCACUUAUGUAAAUCUGGUGCGACUACAUUUGUUACUUGCGGAUACACAAAAUCAUUCGAGGGAUAUUUUAUCUUUGGUAAUGAUGUUAAGUAUGAUUUGAUUGUUACAGAUUUUCUUGCUGCUCAAGGUGAUAGUGGUGGUCCUGUUUUCUAUUCACGGGAUUUACCUUAUGUGAGUCUACAUGGUAUUAUAACAAAGGGUAUAAAUUCUAGAGAAUGGGGAAAAUUGACUUUUAUUGUAAAAGAAGGUUAUACGAUUAACGCAGUUAUAAAAGACCCUAAUUAA